Meloidogyne enterolobii is the source of this 739-nucleotide messenger RNA. Lineage: Eukaryota; Metazoa; Nematoda; Chromadorea; Rhabditida; Meloidogynidae. The record is from the annotation of a GenBank genome assembly.
UUGAUUGGCCGAAAAAUGUAGAUGAUUGUUCAGCUAUUGCUAGAGAUUUUUUUAAAAUUGCUGGGUUUCCUUUUGUUUGUGGUGCUGUUAACGGGACUUUGGUUUUUUUAAUAAUUUUUAAAGAAAUAUUUUCUUUUUUUAUGUUCAAAUUUAUGUGCCAAAAGACAAAGAGAGGGACUAUGUUGAUAGGCAUGGAUCUCAUUCCUUAAAUGUUAUGCUAAUCGCUGCCUCAAACUUCAAACUCUUGUAUCUGAAAAGCAAUAUGCCGGGAUCUGUUAAUGAUGCUAGGGUGCUCUCAAAAUCUUCUAUAAAUGAUGACUUUGAAAAUGGCUUUCGACCUUUCCCUAAUGCAAUUUUAAUUGGAGACAGCAUUUACCCUUCGAAGGAUUGGCUGAUUCCAAUGAGAGCUAGAGCUAAUGAAAGGUUUAAAGAAUUUUAUGAAGCACAUGCUCGAACAAGGUCUAUUAUUGAAAGAACAAUUGGUUUAUUGAAAAUGCGUUGGCUAUGUUUAAAAAAAGGACUUCGUGUCAAAAAACCGUCCUAUUCUGCGGAAAUAGUUAAAUGUUGUGGGUACCUUCACAAUUUUAUUAUUGAUAAUAGACAGGAAAAUGAAGAUGAUGACGAGUGUUUUGACGAAGACGAUAUUGAAGAGGAGGAAGAAACCGAGGAUUUAGACAAUUUUUUUACCCCUCGUUUAGAAUUUAUAUUCAAGACCUUUAUCAAAAUACACAAUAAAUAA